AUGUCGCUCUGUCCGCGCGCUGCCGCUCAGGCACUCCACUCGCCGCCAGAGCUUGAGCAGCACGAGUACAAGCAGCACGCAGCCUACUUUGAUCCACAAGACCAUCCGCACUACACCCUCCAUCCAUCCUCACGCUUCGGCGCCGACAACGAGCCGCUUCUCGAGUCGAGUGCGCCCUCAGACGACAUUCACAAUGCAGGCAUUCGUUCGUCUCAACCGCUCCAUUCGCUCUUGGCGCGCCGUCUCGCUCGUUUCGUCAGCUCAGCCGUCGCAGCUUCAUCAUCAUCAUCAUCAUCAGUAUCCACCGGCUCAACAGCACCCUCGCGCCCCUCGCGCAAGCGUUGGCUUCCCGCCCUCCUCCUCUUCAACUUCGCCGUCACCGUAGCUGCAUUCAUCGCCGCCUGCGUCCACUACAACACCUUCACCACCCUCUUCCUCUAUCUCGCCCUCCUCAUCGUCGCCUUCCCCAUCCUAUCGAUCACCUUCCUCCUCCUCAACUCCAACUCGGCCAGCUACAAGCUUCGCCUCCCUCAAUUCUCCCCCUUCUCCUCACCCGACUUUGAGCAGGCUUCCUUCCGCUUCACGCCAACCUCGUCAGCACCUACCGCUGCAACACCCCCGCGCAGAUCAUGCCGCUCCUUCCGCCUCGAUCGGCUGGCACGCUACGUCCAGUACGUCCUCGCAAGCCUCUGGUUCCUCGCACUCGUAGAGUGGCUCUUCUUCCAGCCCUUCUUCGACACAACCAGCCCCUCGGCCUCGGAUGACUUGGCCAUCUUCCUCAAAUCCUCCCCAGCCGCUCGCAUCGCAUCGCCUCCACAACCGCUCAAGGUCUUUAUCGCAUCCAACCUGUACAACAGCCAAGACAUCCUUCCCACCUACUCUGCAUCCCUCAAGGGCCUCAUCCACCAAAUCGGCGCGCACAACGUCUACGUCUCCAUCUACGAGUCCCACUCCACCGAUCAGACCAAGCCCAUGCUCGCCCAGCUCGACGCCGACCUCGCACACCUCCACGUCGACCGCCAAAUCGUGCGCGACGACGGAGCAGCACGCAUGAACAAGUCGUCGCCCGUCCAGGAUCGCAUCGAUUUCCUCGCCAACGUGCGCAACCUCGCCAUGCAACCGCUCGUCGAAUCCGCCCACGCGCACAACUUCACCCACGUCCUCUGGAUCAACGACAUCGUCUUCACCCCGCACGACGCGCUGCGCCUUCUCAACACCAACAACGCCCACUACGACCAGGCGUGCGCCAUGGAUUUCAUCGGCAACGGCUUCUACGACACCUGGGUCACCCGCGAUGCACAAGGACAAACGCUCAAGCGUCAGUGGCCCUACUUUAAGCAGCCGCACGACAUCGACGCAAUGCGCCAGGGCACGCCCUUUGUAGUCAACUCGUGCUGGAACGGCAUGUCCGCCUUUGAUGCAAAGUGGUUUGUUCCGCCCGAAUCGCAAUCUGCGCAUCCGGCACAACCGCCCAUCCAGUUCCGAUCCUCUUCGACGUGCCUCUCGUCCGAAUGCCAACUCGUCUCGUACGACAUGCAUCGCGCCAUGCAUCCCAAGCGUCCCAUCAUUCUCAUUAACCCCGCCGUCAAGGUGGCCUACACCCAUCGCCACUAUCGGCUGUACAACAAUAUCCUGUCGUGGCCGCUCGUCCGACCAUGGCGCAUCGUGUGGCGCGACUGGUUUGCCCACCGCCUCUUUGGCUGGCUCACCGAGUCGCGCAGAUGGGCCAACGAGUGCGAGCUCAAACAGCCUUGGUGGAGCACCGAACCUGCCAGCUAG
Messenger RNA from Moesziomyces antarcticus, 1779 nucleotides. RefSeq lists its product as uncharacterized. Bases 1 to 1779 code for a protein of 592 amino acids. The transcript has a single exon. The record is from RefSeq and is a predicted model, not a curated record. NCBI's taxonomy places the organism in Eukaryota, Fungi, Basidiomycota, Ustilaginomycetes, Ustilaginales, Ustilaginaceae.